Pantherophis guttatus is the source of this 1081-nucleotide messenger RNA. The record is from RefSeq and is a predicted model, not a curated record. Lineage: Eukaryota; Metazoa; Chordata; Lepidosauria; Squamata; Colubridae.
UCUCCUGGGACUCCUCGCAGGCGACCAACCAACCCCGACCUUCAUGUCCCCAAGAAUGACGAGAUGGGCCAUCUUCCUAGCUGGCUACUCCUAUAGGCUCGUGCACCAGCCAGGCACAGCCAUAGGAAACGCUGACGCUCUCAGCAGAUGCCCGUCGAAGAAGCCGGUCGAAGACCCAGCCCCCACGCUCCACCUACUUCACAUUGAUGACGACGCCAGCUGCCCGGUGUCAUCCGCAGAUGUGGCCGUCCACACCCAAAAGGACCCCACACUCCGCCAAGUGAAGUCCUGGAUCCUCAGAGGGUGGCCAGCAGAAAAGCCAGAGGAAAGGUUCAGCCCGUUCACCAGGAAACAGGAGGAGCUGUCCACCAUAAAAGGCUGUCUGCUAUGGGGAGACAGGGUGCUGAUCCCAAGCACUCUGCAACGGUGGACGUUGGAGACCCUGCACAAGGGGCAUCCGGGCAUCGUCCGCAUGAAGGCCCUGGCACGGAGUUAUGUCUGGUGGCCCUCCAUGGACAGAGACAUUGAACAGUGGGUCUCCAGAUGUGACCCGUGCCAAGAAGUUCGCCCAGCGCCGCCACAAUCCGAAGUCGCGAAGUGGGAGACCCCCAGCAACCCCUGGUCGAGGAUCCACAUUGACUUCGCGGGUCCGAUGCAAGGGCGACACCUCCUCAUUGUGGUAGAUGCCUUCUCCAAAUGGCUCGAGGUGGUGCCCAUGGCAUCUACCACAACAGACGCAACGAUCCGAGCCCUGCGCCGCCUCUUUGCCACACAUGGUCUACCGGAUGUGCUGGUCUCAGACAACGGCCCCCAGCUCACAUCCCUGGCAAUGGAGUCCUUCCUGGCAGGACUGGGCAUCCGCCACGCCCUGUCUGCCCCUUACAGGCCGGCCGGAAACGGACAAGCUGAACGCAUGGUCCGACUGACCAAAGAGGCCCUCACCAAGAUGGGCCCGGGGGACUGGCAAGAGCGCAUAGACAAUUUCCUCCUCACCCAGCACAUCACGCCACACGCCACCACCCACAAGAGCCCGGCCGAACUGUUGAUGGGCAGAAGGUUGAGGUCACCAUUGGACCGGCUG